This is a messenger RNA of Venustampulla echinocandica, 4686 nucleotides long. RefSeq lists its product as uncharacterized. Gene Ontology annotation, molecular function: ABC-type transporter activity; ATP binding; ATP hydrolysis activity. Lineage: Eukaryota; Fungi; Ascomycota; Leotiomycetes; Helotiales; Pleuroascaceae. The coding region runs from base 1 to 4686 and encodes 1561 amino acids. Gene Ontology annotation, cellular component: membrane. Gene Ontology annotation, biological process: transmembrane transport. The record is from RefSeq and is a predicted model, not a curated record. The transcript is spliced from 7 exons.
AUGCUCGAGGACGGUUCAAGGUUGACUGCUGCAGGGGUUACUGGCCUUGUGCUGGUGUUGCUUCUCACUUUCCCGUCGUUCACUAGCAUAUCAAUUCACAUCCGAGAAUCCAAGUCAAAUCCCAAACCCAAAAUCUACGAAGAUGAAGAUGGAGUUGCAACGGAGCAAUCAAUGGCAAAGUACUCGGCCAAGAUUCCCAAGAUCUUCCAUGUUUUUUUCACGAUUUCCGGCCUCUCUGCCGCCGUCGCGCUGGCUAUCCUCGCCACCAUAAACUCUCCUAGAGGCAUGUUCGCUGAUGACUGGUUGAAUGUAGCGCAAUGGUUCCUACUCGUGGUUCAGGCGCUCACCAUUGCAAGCGUCCGAAACACGCUCAGAUCUUAUACCCUCGGGGUAUUUUCAUUGAUCUCUUGCAUGUUACUUCUUGCAGUGCUUCUGAUACAAGGCAUGCUUUUAGCUCAAAAUGUUGGGGUGAGUAGUUCAUUAGGAGCCACUGGUCUUCAAAUUGCACAACUGGUCCUCGUGGUCUUUGCUGCGCUUGCUAGUGUCUCCAUUCCACGUCGGCCAGAUGUAUUUUAUGAUGGAGCUUUUGUUGAUGGCAUGAAUACUGUAUCUGCUCUCGAGCGCUACAGCUUUUCCUGGGUUGAUCAACUACUUGCCCUUGCGCGGAAGAAGAAAAGACUGGAUCAAAAUGACUUGCCGAAAAUGGAUCACUACACUCGAGCUAGAGACCUAAGCGAAGACUGGAGACGGAAAAAACAUACCCAACGCCUAUGGAUAGAGAUAUUUCUGGUUCACAAGGCGCAAUUCAUCACUCAAUGGUUCCUAACUCUCCUCCAAGCCUUUGGGAAUUUUGCCCCGCAAUUCGUUACGUAUCACAUCUUGCGUAUCCUUGAAAGGCGAGUUGCGGGACAGGCCGUCAGUUCCGAGGCUUGGAUUUGGGUAUUGAUGCUCACUCUGACUACUGUAGGUGCCGCCUGGAAUGAAGCUUGGUUGUUUUGGAUUAGUUGGUCGGGCCUCGCCAUCCCUAUCCGAUCACAGCUCUCAAGCCUCAUAUUCCAGAAGGCUAUGCGAAGGAAAGAUGUGAAAGGCACUUCUAAAUCUAGAAAAAUAACAUCUAGCGAGGGCACUGAUCUUAUGAAUGCACCCGGUGACGAAGUUGCUGGAGACAAGCCGAAAAUCGACGGGGAUAAAAGUGACCCAAAAGGCAAACAAUCCACGGUUAAUCUCAUCGGUGUUGAUACAAAGCGCGUUUCAGACUUUUGCUCUUUUAACAAUUACUUUCCAGGUUGUCUUUUCAAGCUGGCCAUAUCCUUCUCAUUCCUACUGAGCAUCCUUGGGUGGAAGGUGUUACUUUGCGGAUUUUUAGUUAUGUCUCUGACCCUUCCUGUUAACAUUUACUUUAGCAAGCGGUACUCAGCCGCACAGGAUAGGCUUAUGAAGGUUCGAGAUGUAAAGAUGGGAGUUGUUACGGAAGCACUACAAGGUAUCCGGCAAAUCAAAUUUUCUGCUCUAGAAUCUAAUUGGCAUGCCAAGAUUGGCAAAAUUCGAGCCAAAGAGUUGGCUGAACAGUGGAGUGUUUAUGUCUCCGAUACUGUUUUGAUUUUCUGCUGGAUCACCGGGCCUGUAGCACUUUCCGCAGCAUCCCUCUCUCUCUACGCCUGGCUAUAUGGAGAGCUAUCUCCAUCAGUAGCUUUUACCUCCAUUGGAGUAUUUGGGGGUCUUGAGGUAACAUUGGCUGUUAUCCCAGAACUCACGACGUAUCUUAUCGAUGCGUGGAUCUCUAUCGAGAGAAUUGAGAGGUACCUGAACGCCCCCGAGAUAACUAAGAAUACCAAUGACGCACCGAAUAUAUCGUUUGAAAAUGCGUCGAUCGCCUGGCCAUCGGAUGAGGAAAAGGAAGAUGGCGACGAGCGUUACGUUCUACGAAAUGUCAAUAUUUCAUUCCCGGAAAAAGAACUAAGUGUCGUAAGUGGCAAGACUGGAAGUGGCAAAAGCUUGUUGCUAGCAGCUAUACUUGGAGAGGUUGACCUUCUUUCCGGGAAGAUCAAUGUCCCGCGAUCUCCUCCUACUGAAGAACGCCAUGAUCACCUCGCUACAAAGGAUAAUUGGGUUAUUCCCUCAUCCAUCGCCUUCGUGGCUCAGAUUCCCUGGAUUGAAAACGCUUGCAUUAAAGACAAUAUCCUGUUUGGUCUUCCAUUUGACCAAUAUCGAUACCAGAAAGUCAUCGAAGUAUGCGCUCUGAAGAAAGACUUGGAAAUGCUUACUGAUGGAGAAAAUACCGAGAUUGGAGCUAAUGGCAUAAAUUUAAGCGGUGGACAGAGAUGGAGAGUCACCUUUGCUCGUGCUUUAUACUCACGGGCGGGUAUAUUAAUCUUGGAUGAUAUAUUUAGCGCCUUGGACGCAAACGUUGGGCGAUUCACGUUCGAGGAAGGAUUAGCAGGCGAGUUGGGUAUUGGGAGGACCCGAAUCCUAGUCACACAUCAUGUCGCACUUUGCAAAUCAAAAACCAAGUAUAUCGUCGAGUUGGGCAACGGAACUGUCGAGAAUUCCGGCUUAGUUCAAGAUUUUGAGAGCGACGGCACGCUAGACGAGAUGAUAAAGCGUGAAGAGACCGAGCAAGAAACCCAGGAGGAUGAAGAAUCUACAGCCGUCAACUCUGAACAAUUCUCCGAUAGUGAGAAUACUAAGCAGUUUAAGGAGGUCAAUUCUAAGACAGCUGCCCCGAAGAAGUUCGUGGAAGAUGAAGCGAGGGAAAAAGGCGCAGUUAAGACUGCUGUUUAUUUGAACUACAUGAAGUCGAGCGGUGGCUGGCUAUUCUGGUCCGUUGCAGUCCUUUCGUACGCUAUCGUACAGGGAUUUGUCACUGGUCGAUCUUGGUGGCUUCGUCUUUGGACCGGCGAUACGACUGAUCAGCACCAAAGUAUAAAACAUACGCUCGCCUAUUCAUUCCAAGUCAAUGGCCUCUCGCACGGCUUUACCCCUUCACUCAACUCCAGCGCUCCGAUCAAACACACUGACAACAUUGGAUAUUACCUAGGUAUUUACGUAACACUCUCUGUCGUGUCAAUAUUCGUUGGGACAUUCAGAUAUUGGUGGAUUUAUACUGGCUCCAUUCGCGCAUCCCGCAGCCUUUUCGACAAACUCAGCUUUACUAUCCUCAGAACCCCCUUGAGAUGGAUGGACACUGUUCCUCUAGGCAGAAUUCUUAACCGUUUUACAGCGGACUUUACUGUCGUCGACGCUAAACUUUCUAUGGAUAUUGGUUUCGGAGCCAAUAAUCUAUUCCGCUUAAUUGGAAUUAUGAUUGCAGGUAUCUUCGUUUCGCCGUGGGUGAUUAUCCUGUCCCUCAUGCUCCUUAGCCUAUGUCUCCAUGUCGCCCUCCGGUUCCUACCCGGUGCCCGAGAAGUUAAGCGUCUUGAGUCCAUCGCCAAGUCUCCUAUCUUCGAGCAAUUUGGUAGCGCUCUGACUGGAGUUGGGACCAUCCGGGCUUUCGAUAAAUGUGAUGUGUAUAUUUCACGCAUGUUCUCCAAGAUCGACGACCAUACUACAUCCUUCUGGCACCUUUGGGCAUUUAACCGCUGGAUGGGCUGGCGCAUGGCUCUGAUAGGGGGGUUCUUCGCCACAUUUAUAUGUAUAUUCAUUCUGCUGAUGAAAGAUAUUGAUGCCGCACUUGCGGGGUUUGCCCUUUCCUUUGCACUCGAAUAUGGCCAAGUGGUAAUCUGGACCAUCCGGCACUACACGAACCUCGAGCUCAAUAUGAACGCCGCUGAGCGUAUUAUGGAGUACUCAAACCUAGCAACAGAACCACUUGACGGCGCCGAUCCUCCUGCAGCUUGGCCUAGCGAAGGUCGCCUUGAAGUUAACGACCUCGUCGUUGGUUACGCUCCGGACCUCCCACCUGUGCUAAAGGAUUUGACAUUUACAGUUGAACCUAAUGAGCGGAUCGGAGUCGCCGGCCGGACUGGGGCUGGCAAGUCCUCUUUAACGCUCGCUCUCUUCCGCUUUCUUGAACCCCGCGAAGGUUCGAUUCAUAUCGACGGUCUUGAUAUCUCGACCAUCAAGCUGCAGGCCUUACGCUCCCGCCUUGCUAUCAUCCCUCAAGAUCCCGUUCUCUUCUCCGGGACUGUACGUUCCAAUCUCGAUGCCUUCGACGAGCACACUGAUGCCGAACUCCGCGACGCACUUGUCCGUGUACAUCUCGUUUCCUCUUCAGACUUCAAUACCUCCCCUGCGUCACCCACUUCGCAAGCCUUGCCCGCAACUUCUCCCGCCGGCAAUUGCAACACUUUCACCUCUCUCAAUUCCCCUAUCUCAGAAGGCGGCCUCAACCUCUCCCAAGGCCAACGGCAACUCCUCUGCCUUGCGCGAGCCAUCGUAUCCCGCCCUAAAAUCAUGGUUCUAGACGAAGCUACCUCCGCCGUGGAUAUGGCAACCGACGCACUCAUCCAGCGGAGUAUCCGUGAGGAAUUUAAGGAUUCGACACUAGUUGUUAUUGCACAUAGAUUGAGCACUAUUGCGGAUUUUGAUAAGAUUUUAGUUAUGGGCGAGGGAAAGGUGGUGGAGUUUGGGACGCCAAGGGAGCUUUGGGACAAUGAAAGCGGUGUGUUUAGAGCUAUGGUGGGGGAAAGUGGGGAGAAGGAACGGUUGGAAGGGAUUAUGAUGGGGAAUGUGCCGCACGCGGAGUAG